AAUCUUAGGUUUUAUUGAGAACCCGAAUAUUUCCCGAACACAUUACAAGACUUAAACUUAGAAGUCCAACUGCAACGAAAAACGCAUUGAACUGUGGCACAGGGCGCCAACGAGUACGAGUUAUACAAACUGUACUGACUCCUCGUUUCUUUCGGAUGGACUGCGACACGAAUCGAGUUUACGCCGAUGUUCAAGAGACGUCUAGAAAGACGUGUUUGCACCAGCCCGCCACAGAUAAUUUUUCCACCACAAAACGGUUGGAAAAUUUCCUGUUACGAUAUCACAGUCACCUUGAAGUUGAGCUGUGGUGACGAACUGAUGACAAUUCGUGGAUUUUCAUGGAGAAAAUGUUGACCUUCUGAGUUGGAAAUCUGCGGGAGUUCAACUCUGGGGCGAGUUUGUGUGUAACUGCUGAUUUGUAAUGCAUCUUAUGCAGCAGCAGGGGCGGGUUCUGUGUACUUCAAUCAAUUCAAAGCUCUGAACUUUGAAAUCUGAUUCUGAAGCGCAACAGGGGAAAACUUUGAUGACAAGAUGGCGGAUUACAGAGCCAGACGGCGUGAGAGGCUCAGCCCCGAGAACAACGGCGAAGCAGACGACCUAGACACGCCUGGGUCUUCGUCCAAGCUGGAAGUAGGCAGCGAGAGCAGAGUGGCGGCCCGGCGGAGAGAACGAGCGGCUGCCAUGGCGGCAGACACCGGGUCGCCUGGGGAAGCGGACGCAGACAGUCACGGUGCGGCAGGCGGGGGAGGCGCUGGGGCCGGUCGAAGAGCGGGAAAGGACAAGAAAAGCGCAGACGGUUCCAAAGGCGGCAGGUUUGCUCACAGAAAAAGGGAAAAAAGACGGGGUACAGGAGUGGUUGUACUACAGGAUGAGGACACCGCCAAUGCUACAGCCAAUGUCAAAACCAACACAGAUUACAAUGAGGACAUUGCCAAGAAAGCUGAUGAUCACAAUGGAACAACUAAUUCCUAUGAGACGCCCACUCACAGAAGGCAAGCCACACCCAUCAGGGAUGACGAAUCAGCCAAUGGCAGCAGUGAAGUCUCUAGGAUACGUGCCAGAAGGAGACACGCCAGAGAAAGCCUCGACAGCAACAACCCAAGCAGCCCCUCCUCCCCGAGGUCGAUACUACGGAGGGAUGUGGACGGGAGGUCAGCAGAGGAAUGGAAGAGGAUGUAUGAGCGCGAACAUCGGGAGAACCGACGGCUGACCCGGAGGCUACACGAGGCUGAGGAGAGAGUAGCACGCUUGGAAGAUGAAAUCCAAAUACUGACAGAAGAUCUUGAGGUAGUUGACGAAGAGCUGGACCGGUCCAGGGAAGAGAACCGUGCAUUAAACAAGGCAAUGGCUCAACUACGAAGUUAAUUCAUCUUGUUAACUAACCAGCUUCUCUUUAGGAACAAAAUAAAGUUGAUGUAAAUAGCUCGAGGGAAAAUUAAACGACCGAGCCGAGUGUGGAAAAUACAGGAUCUGAAAGCAAGAUAGUUGGCAAGGUAGUUAUUUCACAGUGCCUUCAUUAGUCUCUGCACCAUCAAAAGGGUAGUGUACGCUGACGGUAUCUUUUCUGCUUUCUGCCUAUGAACACAUGUAUUCAGUAAGAGUGUAUUCAGAUAGCACACAAUUUCAGCAUCCAUUACUUGAGAAUUAGUUUAAAGAGCCAAACACCUCUUUGCCAUGUACUGGGUAAUCUAGCAGUCACUUCCAGCACUAUAAGCCCCAAGAGGAAUAAAGACCAUCUACUCCCCCCAAAAAGAAAAUCCUCCUUGAUCGAUCAGAAAUCAGUGUUAAACCCUUUUGCCUUGUUGGGUCACAGUGCCAGCCAGAAAUAACACCAGUGAGCCAUUGUGGUUUGUGUUACUGCCCUGGGUGGGAUUAUUCACCACAAAAACCUUGUACCUUGCUCAGGGCCUAUGAAAAAUUUAGGGCCCACAGAAAACUCCAGGGUUUGCAAAAUUACCACAAACACAUCAGUACUCCUCCAAUUUCCAUUCAAAGAACUGUUUCAGAAAACUGGAACAAUUUUUUUCUGCAAACUAGCAGAAAUCAACUAAUUGCAUUUUUAAAACUAGCUGUCACUGAUCUAG
Molecule: messenger RNA, 2084 nt
Organism: Acanthaster planci (crown-of-thorns starfish)
Lineage: Eukaryota; Metazoa; Echinodermata; Asteroidea; Valvatida; Acanthasteridae
Biological process (GO): apoptotic process; positive regulation of apoptotic process
Cellular component (GO): cytoplasm
Source: RefSeq, a predicted model, not a curated record